UCAAGAUUUCCACUUCGGGGCAUCUAUACGUAUACCAGUGGGAGCGUCGCUGUCGAAGCGUCACUCAGACAAGAGCGCAUCCAGCAGCGCUCGACUGUUACAGCUGAUUGAUGGGCACGGCACCGCCAAGCUUGUGGAGUUACUGCUCCUCGUUGAACCGCCUCUGUCCCAAGCUGAUGCCGGUCACAAAGAUCUACGCCGAUCUUCGGUGGUCGACUACACUCUUCACAGCGAGGAGCAUGGACCACACCAUGGGCUGCACACAGGGUUCGGGGCCAUCUGCUGACGGCGUCUGUCACGUCGUCGCGCAGCUGUCGACAUGGAACGAAGUCUUCGUCAUUAUCAACAUGGAACUGUGUGAGGCUCCUCCCGGGAAGCUUUCGCUAGUGUGCCUCAGAGAAAUGUCUGGCUUCUGUGGCUUGGCAGCGCGCGAGCGCCACGCGACCAUCUUGCUUCACUGGCUCCUCACAGUCCACCGGUGUGUCACCAGCAUUGAACUAGACGACAGCGUGAUCCCCAAUUUCUCUACGUACUUUUCACUUUAUAGCGACGCCCUUCAACGCAGUCUUAGCAUUAGGGAUCUCAAAGUGUCUGCAUGGAGCUGCAGUCGCGACGCAUCGAGGUCACUCGUGAAUUCCAUUGUUUGCAAGCGACGACUCGAAGCGCUGCGGUGCGAAGCACUCGACCUAUCCGUACCAGACUUCAGAGAAUACCUAGAAUCAAGUGUCACUUUGAAGGAGCUCUCAGUGGCGUACACUAUUCGACGUCCCGAUAAUCCCUCUGUUAUUUUAAAUUCACUGCGCUUCAAUAGUUCCUUAGCUCACCUUUCAAUUCACAGUGAUUGCCUCGAUGCAGAUAAGAAGAACUGGUUUGGUGAUUACAUGGAACGAACUGCGACACUUCGCUACAUAAAGAUAACAAAUUUCUCGCGUGGCCCUCCGCGCUCUUUGGUGCCAGUAUUUCAUGCUUUAUCAAAUAACAAUAGCGUCUUAACGAUUGACCUCGUAUUGUUUAAUCUAGGCAUUGAUGAAGCGUGGUCCUUUGCUGACUUAAUCAAUGUGAAUCACAAUUUGAGGAUCGUGAAUUUCAUCGCAUGCAUUUGGAGCUUUGCAGUGUAUCCACGCCAGUAUAUCCUCGCAAGUACGUGCAGCACGCCUGAAGUGGGUCACACAUACCGCGCAGCAAUGCGCACGGCACCUCUCGUCUGUGCUUUCGGACCGGAAUCAUCUUUGGAGGAAAUCACGCUCGACAUGAGCUCUUUUAACGCUUGCGAACAGAAGACCCUUCUCUAUGCAGUUUCUCAGAAUACUACUCUCAAGAAAGUGAACGUAGAAAGAUUGAACUCUGGCAGUGCAAUUUCUCUGUGCGAGGCCAUCCGAGAGACGGGCACCGCAGACAGGGUGCACUUGGACCUUGUCAACGUGAGAGGAAGAGAGCUCGCUCGCGUAAAAAGGUCCUGCGCAGAGGCCACUGAAAUAGCACUCUUCAAUAUAGGCGCUCAUGGCACGAGAACGAGACGAGAGUGCUUGACAGCUCUGACGCUGUGCACACACCUGACUGUUCUCAAUUUGGACACAGAUGGAAGGGUGUGUGAGGCAGAAGCGCACCUUCUCUCCAUGUUCCUACGACAAAGCCAGUGCAUUCGAGAAUUGUACCUGUAUUUGAAAGUUAGACCUGAUGCUUUGCGAGACAUCCUACAAGGCCUGUCUAUGAACACGGCCCUGGAGAAGCUGGGCAUCAGUAAGUGCGGCCUCGACAAACAGAAUGCGGCCACACUCGCGUGUAUCGUCGGGGACAGUCAAACUAUCCGGCACUUUGACUACCAAACUCAUUGCGUCGCUUCAUGCCGCUUACUGCUUCUUAACCUUGCCAGGUGUCUGCAAUCCAACACUUCCCUGGUGUCUCUGGAAAUCAGUGAAUACCGCGCAGUCAUGAGGUACUCUGCCGCUGUUAGGAACUUCGUCAGACGCAACGCAGCUUUAGUUGACGGCGCUGCGCACUUCGUUCUCGGCACGAGGAACAAGCACUGCGCGGAGGCCUUCGAACGUGUCGCCAGUGGCCGUGGAAUAGUGGCCAGAGUUCAAGAAAUGGCCGCCGAGCCGUGCGCCGACCGGGCAAGUGCCAUGAUACGAGAGGCCACGCGUUGGCUGCUUGGAAUGGGACCUUUCAUGAAGAUGGCAGGUGUCGUCAAGAAUGACUUGUCAUGGGACGAGAGCGUCGACUACCGAGAACGCUUGCAAACCUUGCCUCUGGAUUGCUGGCUUCACGUGAGACAGUUCAUCAAGGUUCGCGACGUGCUACAUUGGGCACCCUCCACCAGCACGUGGCGCAAAAGGGCCUUCUGGCGAGCCCCUUCGCGUGCACGUCGGUCCAAGCAGCCUCGGCUGCAAUCGUGAGGGCACCUUAAGCGAAAUCGACAAGAUUUGCAUCACGUUGUGUGAAAGACGUUUUUUUUUGUAUUGACAAAUGCGUGACGCGUGCUUGUCCCUUUGACAUGCCUUUUAAAUUGUACUUCAUUAUGGCUGAAAGCCCAAUGAAAUUCUAAGAGUGUAAAAUGUUUACCAAGUGACAAAGCCUAAUAAAAUCGGCAGCUGCUUUUUA
This is a messenger RNA of Dermacentor silvarum, 2601 nucleotides long. RefSeq lists its product as uncharacterized. The record is from RefSeq and is a predicted model, not a curated record. Lineage: Eukaryota; Metazoa; Arthropoda; Arachnida; Ixodida; Ixodidae. The transcript has 2 exons. Bases 111 to 2396 code for a protein of 761 amino acids.